AUGGGCCAAUCCGUCCCGCAGGACUCGCCUGCGCCGCCGCAGGUGCUGGCUGAGAAGCUGUGGACGCACCCGGACCCGUCUUCCACGCCCAUGUGGCAGUUCAUUCAGCGCGUCAACGAGCGCCACAACCUCGCCAUCACCGGUUAUCCCGAGCUCUACAAGUGGUCCGUCGAGCACGUCGCUGAUUUUUGGCGCGAAACAUGGGAUUUUGUCGGCAUAGUCGCGUCGAAGGAAGCCGAUGAGAUCCUUCCCAAAGAUGCCCCCAUGUACCCCCGUCCCGAUUUCUUCGCCGGCGCUCGCCUCAACUUUGCCGAGAACCUCCUCUUCCCUUCAACCUCGUCGCCGAUUGACCCUAAUGCCACCGCCGUCCUCACCGUCACCGAACUCUCCACCGACGACAUCCGCACCACGACGUGGGCCGAGCUGCGUGAGGCCGUCCGGCGGUGCGCCCACGCCCUGCGCACCGCCGGCCUGCGCCCGAACGACGUCGUCGCUGGCUACGUCUCCAACCAUGUCGAGGCGCUCGUCGCCAUGCUUGCCGCUGCUUCGAUCGGCGCCGUCUGGACCGGAAUCAGCCCGGACAAUGGCGUGUCCGCCGUGCUCGACCGUCUGCGCCAGAUCGCCCCGCGCGUGCUGUUUGCCGACAACGCCACCGUCUACAACGGCAAGUCGUGGCCCGGCGCCGCCAAGACGCGAGAGGUCGUCGCCGCGCUCGUCGACGCCGGCCUCGAGACCGUCGUCGUCAUCGACAACGUCCACGGCGAGGACCUCGGCCUGGACGCGCUCGUCGCCGCCCACCCCGGCCUCCGCGCCGUCGACUACGCCGCCUUCCUCGACGCCGCGCCCGCCGACACCCCGCUCGAGUUCGCGCAGCUGCCCGCCUCGCACCCGCUCUACGUCCUCUACUCGAGCGGCACCACCGGCCUGCCCAAGGCCAUCGUCCACACCGCGCUCGGCACGCUGCUGCAGCACAAGAAGGAGCACGUCCUGCACUGCUCGCUGACGCCCGCGUCCCGCAUGCUCUACUACACCACCACGUCCUGGAUGAUGUGGCACUGGAGCGUCGGCGCCCUCGCCGCCGGCGCCGCCCUCGUCCUCUACUCGGGCUCGCCCUUCCGCCCGCACGGCCACAUGUCGCUGCCGCGCCUGCUCGCCGACCUGCGCGUCACGCACUUUGGCACCUCGGCCGCGUACCUCACCGCGCUCGAAGGCCACGGCGUGCGUCCCGUCGUCGACGACCCGACCCUCGACCUGUCGCGCCUCGAGGCCAUCUACUCGACCGCCUCGCCGCUGCCGCCGUCCACCUUCCGCUUCGUCUACGAGGCCUUCCCGCGCACCGUCAACCUCGCCUCCAUCACCGGCGGCACCGACAUCAUCUCCCUCUUCGGCGCGCCCUGCCCGCUGCUGCCCGUGCGCGUCGGCGAGAUCCAGUGCGCCGGCCUCGGCAUGGCCAUCCGCGUCGUCGACUCCGCCACCGGCGAGGACCUCGCCGCCACCACCCCCGGCGAGCCUGGCGACCUCGUCUGCGUCCGCCCCUUUCCCUGCCAGCCCCUCACCUUCUUCGGCCCCGGCGGCGAGGCCAAGUACCGCGAGGCCUACUUUGAGCGCUUCGCCGACGUCUGCGGCGUCGCCGGCCCCGUCUGGCACCACGGCGACUUCGUCAAGAUCCCGGACCCGGCCACCGGCGCGCUGCUGAUGCUCGGCCGCUCCGACGGCGUGCUCAAGCCCGCCGGCGUGCGCUUCGGCUCCGCCGAGAUCUACAACGUCCUCACGCGCUUCUUCGCCGCCGACGUCGAGGACGCCGUGUGCGUCGGCAGGCGCCGCGAGACCGACGCCGACGAGACCGUCUGCCUGUUCGUGGUGCCCGCCGCGGGGCGCGCGUUCACCGAGGACCUGCAGGCGCGCAUCAAGGCCAAGAUCCGCACGGAGCUGAGCCCGCGCCACGUGCCGGGCGUCGUCGCCCUCGCCGGCGGCGGCGUUCCCAAGACGGGCAACGGGAAAAAGAUCGAAGUUGCCGUCAAGCAGAUCUUGUCGGGCAUGAACGUCAAGACCAAUGCGUCCGUCGCCAACCCGGAGUCGUUGGACUGGUUCCGCGUAUGGGCCAAGACCAACUGA
This is a messenger RNA of Cordyceps fumosorosea ARSEF 2679, 2115 nucleotides long. RefSeq names its product acetoacetyl-CoA synthase. Gene Ontology annotation, molecular function: acetoacetate-CoA ligase activity. The record is from RefSeq and is a predicted model, not a curated record. Gene Ontology annotation, cellular component: cytosol. The transcript has 3 exons. Lineage: Eukaryota; Fungi; Ascomycota; Sordariomycetes; Hypocreales; Cordycipitaceae. The coding region runs from base 1 to 2115 and encodes 704 amino acids. Gene Ontology annotation, biological process: lipid metabolic process.